Messenger RNA from Limanda limanda (common dab), 3870 nucleotides. It is a transcript of the gene asphd2, whose product is annotated as aspartate beta-hydroxylase domain containing 2. The transcript is spliced from 4 exons. The coding region runs from base 446 to 1555 and encodes 369 amino acids. Lineage: Eukaryota; Metazoa; Chordata; Actinopteri; Pleuronectiformes; Pleuronectidae. The record is from RefSeq and is a predicted model, not a curated record.
UCCUCCGGUGGAGCUUGACUAUUUACAACAAUAUAACGUGAAGCCUUUCUGACGCUGCCGUGCACCGCAGACCGGGAGGCGACCCGUCGGGAACAGAUCACCCCAAGGCGCGGCGUCUGUCUGCAUUCGUCUGAGAGAACGAGAGAGAGAGGGAGCAGAGACACACAUACCGCACAGCCAGCCAGACACCAUGCGAGGAGAAGGCAUCCCUCACUGCAGAGUGCUGAAAUGUUAGCACUGAAGAGCCAGUGUGUCAGAUCAAAUCAGCAGACUGUUUACAUUCGGGUGGGGGGGGAUACGAGCUGCCAGACACCAGACCCACUAACGCCCCGUGUGCAGUUUAAGGCCCCUAUCGGUUGCGAUCAAGAAAAGACGUGUUAACGCUUCCAUCAGCACUCUCUGUCACCCCCUCACGUCAGAUUCAGCAAUCCAGAAGCGAGCCGGGAUGGAGUGGUCGCUGGAGAGUGUGAGGGAGAUGGUGGCUGGAGGGAUGCAGUCUGUGAGGGAGUGUGAGAUCUGUGCCUUGGCCAUAGCCAUGUGCGUGCUGCUGCUGUUCAUGUGGUACUGCUACAGGGUGGGCCGGGAGCACGGCUCGAGCCCCCUGCGUGGGAGGUAUCUGGCCGGGCCUGGCCGGAUCGGAGGCGUUGUGGGAGGCUUCAUGAAUACAGACUGUCGUGGCAGGGGCAAAGGGAAACUGGGAUCGUUGCUGGAAGAGCAGAACGGCUUCGCUUUCUGCCAGUCGUCCGAGUGUUUCCGCUGCACCAGUGCCGGGGAGAGCCUGAACCAGAGGCUCUACCACAGCCUGCAGGAUUACGCCAAGCGCUACACCUGGUCCGGCAUGGGCAGGGUGCACAAAGGAGUCCGCGAUCAAGGCCGCUACCUCAACAGCAGACCAACCAUCCAGCGGCCGGAGGUCUUCUUCCUGCCCGACCUGCCGUCAGCGCCGUUCUUCUCCCGGGAGAUACAGAGGCAUGACGUGGAGCUGCUGGAGCAGAGCUUCCCCGCCCUUCUGGCUGAGUUUGAGAGCAUCUACCACCAGCCUCCGGCCCGCAGCGGCUCCUCUCUGCCGCCGGGGUGGAAGGUCAACAGCACCCCCCGCGGGACGUGGUGGACCUACUACCUAGUCAACCAAGGCACCCCUCUGGUUCUGAAUGUGAGGAGGUGUCCGCGGGCGUGGAGGGUGCUGGGACAGCUGCGCACCUUCAUCGCCAACAACGUGUUCGGCAACGCCUGCUUCUCUGUGCUGACGCCCGGAGCUCUGAUCACCGAGCAUUACGGUCCGACAAAUGUCAGGCUGCGCUGCCACCUGGGUCUCAGAGUUCCCCCUUCCUGUGAGCUCGUGGUCGGUGGAGAGCCACAGUGCUGGUCCGAGGGAAGCUGUCUGCUUUUUGAUGACUCCUUCCUCCACCGGGCUUUUCACGAGGGCGGUGCAGAGGACGGCCCCAGGGUGGUCUUCAUGGUGGACCUGUGGCACCCCAACGUGGCCGCUGCUGAGAGACAAGCCUUGGACUACAUUUUCACUCCGGGCCGCUUAGAGGACAGGGAAGGGAAAUAAGGUGUGAGUGAGAAACCAUGUCCAAGCGAGAGACGGAUGGCCUUUAGAGAGGUGUCUGUAGGAUUGGGGAGCAACUCUUCUUUUUUUUUUGCUCUCUCUGCCUCCAGACCAGCUCUCACUUUCACUGUGUACAUAUACAGUAUCGGUCGUAGCUCUUCUUAGCAGAUGACAAAACAUUGGGCCUCUUUUAUCAAUCAUGUUCAUGUUUUUUGCCUGUAUACUGAAAGACAGCCACACGUGAAAGUACUUCAAACCUGAGCAGGUGCACGAUUGUUUACGCAAACAUUUGACUUGAGUGUAUUAAAACCAUAGCAGAGACAUGUGAGGUUAUUUCUUUCAUUGGUGUUUGUUAGUUAGCAAGAUUACGCAAAAACUACAGAACCAAUUCCCAUGAAAUGGGGUGGGAAAUGACCUACGGACUUUAUCCGCCUGGCCGCCAUAGAAUCCGAUGUGCAAAACAUUUUAAAAAAUAAUUUGACACACGUAGAAGACACCGUCAAAGAUGUCAAAAGAGUUUGUGGUGAUAAAAACUGACGAAUGUACCGUAAAUACGAUCAAGUGAUUCUGCAGCUGCAUUAAUACGUCACUUCUGCCUCUGCUAGCUUUACCCGGCUCCAGCUCUCGUGAGUAAUACCGGGGAUUUGAUGCUGUUGUGAACGUUGAGGACCUCCCACUGUGCUGUGCAUGUGUGAAAGAGAGACCACGGGUAAACUCCGUAGACAGUUCUCUGGAUUUUACCCUGAGUGGAUGAAAACAGUUAAGGAGGUCCAUAAGGCCAACCUGCUCUAUUCACUUUACAUGAACUGCAGUCAUUGGGCAAGCCUUCCUGUGUCCUGACCUCCUCCCAGGCAUCAGGACACACAAAUCACAACAGCACAUGACUUGACUACACUAAACAUCUAACACAUGCUAUGGAUUAUUUUACUCUGACUUAUCUAGAUACACCCACAUACAUUUCUGCAAGGGCUAAGAUAUUUGAUCAUUCAACUUUUUACAUGACUCAACAUAUCCAGUCCCACUCCAGCUUAUCAUUUUGUGUCUGGAAAAGACACAACUGUCAGUGGGUUUGAAUAUUUUCAUUUCAGAACAGAGCCACAACAAACAUUUGACUUUUGCCUGCUUGCAGAAUGUAUAUUUUAGUGAUUGUAGCUUCCAUAAUGUAUUUGUGUAAAAGUAACACUGAAGUUGAGGAAGCACUCGUUACACGUUCAAUGAAUUUGGUUCUUGUUUUGCUACAGUUUGGGAUUUUAAUAACUUCUGACCAAACUGGCGACUGCAGAUAGAUCUAUGGGAAUGUCGCGGUUGUUCCAAUGACAUGUUCCUGUGUUAAUCAUUAUUAAGGCAAACAGAUUUCAUCCACAUGUGGUUUGAUAUUUGAGGUCCAAUGUCAGUCGCGACAUGAAUGUUUACAGACGUCUCUGUCUCGACGACUCCUGCUGGUGUGGUAGUUAUUUGUGCUCCUCUCUGGAAAAGUCCGCCCUGCUUUCUCAAGACAUGGUUAGAGAAGCACAUUUUUAGGUCCAACUGUGUGAGUCGGCCUGUGCUGUGUCACUGGAUAUGAAGUGUUUUUGGUAAAUUUACUAAACUCUUGUAAUUUGCUUGUAUUUGAUAUCAGGUUUGUAUUUCUGUAAAUAGGGUUGAGUUAAAAAGAAAACAACAACGACUGAACAGUCUGAGAUGUUUUGAAAUGAUUGUCUUCAAUGCUAUAACUAUUGUGUUGUCUUGAUUUUACAGCUGAAGUGAUGGCAUUUUCAUUCUCCGUUCUCAAAGAGCCAACCAUGAGAUCAUUUUGAUAGAUUGAAUUUGUAGAUUCUGUAAAAUGUUUAUGAAGUAUUAUCUCCGUUGUUCUGUGACGUUUUUUUAUUUUAGGACUCUGUCAUUUUUGCAGCGCCACACGUUGCCCAUUGUUAAAGCCACAACCCCGGAUUCUUCGACAGCACUUCAUGGGCGUUCGUGCACAGUGUGGAAAGGUAGCGACAAAUCAUCUUUAGCAUCUUUACAAGUCCACUGCAAUUCAAGAUAAUCAUGGAGUCAAUUCCAAUGUUUACAGAAGUGUGAUCAUUUUCAAGUUGUUUACAACAUCGGACGACACCGACACUCACAUUGAGCUGUCCAUAACUACUGUAGAUUUGAAAUCAAGAGUGCUUUAAAUCCACUUAGGACAAUGAAAUCUGUCAUUCCGAAGCAUUUGCUUUACAGUAUAAGAUGGGGCAACCGUAUUGUUUACAUUAGGGUUAAAGAUUUGUGCUUUAACACAGUCUUGUGUGGAUUUUGAACAGUAUUUCUGUACAUUUAAUAAAUGGUAUCUUAUCUAA